AUGGCAACGCGAUUGUUCGAGACCACUCCUACAUUGUACAAACUAUGUAUUAAUAGUUUCUUAGAUAAUCUGCUACUAAAACAGUUAACCAGUCGGCAGUUAGAAUUUAUGCCAAUAGCACUUGUUGCUGAUAUUUUGAUCCAUAUGGCUAGAGUGAACCGAUUAAAAGUAUUAGUAUUGAAGCCACUUUCUAAACCCUUUAUUUUGGAUGGUUUACUGCGACAUGAGAACACAACAAGUAAGCUUCUUAUGUGUAUGGGCUUAGUGGAGGAUAGAAUCCCAGUUUACGUAAAGAAAGUGGUAGAAAAUUUCAUUUUACACUCGAAAAACCCGGUGGGUCAAUAUCCGGAUCUUAUCGACUUCGGAUUACGGCUUGGUUCUUUUCUUUCUGACGUCGGUUGGAUGCUGGAAAGUAUACAAAUAUUCAACGUUGUAGAGGCGGAAAUUCGUCUACAGGGAGAUAGUGAAUCAGUGACGAUUCAACUCGUAGACUGCCUGCAAAGGCGCCUCCAUUGCGAAACACUUAUAUGGGAGUUUAAGGCUGGUAGAGCCACGAUAGCAGAACUUUCGAUAUUGCUUCGUUCAAUAGAUUUUGAGAAUGUACCGAAAUAUUUAGCAGUAGAAAUUUACACACGUUCGACGGAGUUUCAUUUAGUGCAACACAAAAUCAAAGAAGGCUAUAGGUGCAGCGCUGUUAUUAUGCAAUAUAUAAGCGAAUCAAUGCCGAAAAGUACUUUGGUGGAUGCGCUACGAGUUACAGCGAAAGCAUGUUUUGCCAUACGUAAAUUCGGACUGGCUAAUGUACUGAUACAGCAGGCAAUCUCUAUGGCAGCCACCGUGUUUGGGCGUAAUCAUUUAAUAUAUGCUGACGUCUUGUUUGAUUAUGCGUACUUCCUACUCCUUUUCGAUAAACCGCAACACGCCAUUAAUAUUUAUGAUGAAGUCCGCAAGAUUAGAAACCGCAAACUGUGCGAUCAGAGUUUCCUCAUUAGUUUGACAGAUGUAGCAUUCGCUAAUGCGUGCUACGUCCGAAAACAUAGAUCGCUUAGACUCAUUCAAAACGCGCUCCGUGUGUUGACAAGGAUGCUGCCAAUAAAAAACUUACUGCUUGCCUCAACCUUGCGUUUACAUUUAUUGAUCAAGCACCAAAUUUCAACCGAUAAAUAUGCAAGGUUUCACAGGAAUUGUUUUUUAGAAUUCGGCAAGCUGGUGAAAAUACAAACUGAGAACGUGAACAUAUGUCUGGAUGUCCACGACGACAAGAACUUGUUUACAGCAAAAAAUUAUUUCGAAUUGGCGCGUAUUUAUCAAGCAGGAAAAAAUUAUCAGCAUGGCAAGCGAUACAUCGCCAUGUGUAUAUUGGUUACAAAAAAAGGCAUGGGCUCUUCCAAGAAGGAAAUCGACGAUUUGCAUGUUUUGGAAGGCUAUUUAAAGAAAACCAACGAAGAACGGGAUAUUAUCCAAAAGGUUAAAUUGGAACCGUGGUUGCUAAACAGAAUUGAAACAUUUGAUCCUGCACAUGAAGUAAAGAAACCAUUAUCCGCACGCUUUCACGGUGGCUUAACCCGUUUGUAUCCGCCACAUAAAAAUUUUCAGAAAUUUUUGAUAAAUUUAGCAACUACAUACAAUUCGAAGACCGAAAAUUCCCAACAAAACGUUGAUUUUUGGUGCAUAAGGUUUCUUCAACUUAUAUAUUUUACUGGCAUGGCAGAGCUACAGCUAUGCAAAUUGCAAUCGGAACCGUCGUUGGACAUAGAACCGGAUCGGGAAACAGAAGGACAAUCGAGUGAUUCAGAUUUGUAUUAA
Molecule: messenger RNA, 1806 nt
Organism: Bactrocera tryoni
Lineage: Eukaryota; Metazoa; Arthropoda; Insecta; Diptera; Tephritidae
Gene: Pat1
Exons: 7
Coding region: 1-1806 (601 amino acids)
Biological process (GO): intracellular protein transport
Molecular function (GO): protein binding
Source: RefSeq, a predicted model, not a curated record